GCUUUGUUUACGUGGUGACGUGUACCGGAAGCUAACAGACUGGUUGUCAACUCGCUACAAAGACAGACGCUCGCAGUGUGUGAUUUUCCGUUCCGUAAAUUAACCUACAUGUACUGGGGUAUUAUAUAUUUAAGUUGGCUAUUGUAACAUCUUGAAACAAAUGAGAACUACAAGUGUUGUGUGAAUGUAGCCGAGUAUAAACCCGGAUCAGCUGUCACACAGGAAAUCCUGCUGCCGAGGAGCACAGGUCUUGCAUGAGGUUGCUGUUUGAUCACUGAAGCAAUGGCCAGUCCUAAUGAUCUACAAUUCCAAGAGUUUGAGGAAGCAGCAGAGCUGUUGUCUGCUGACCCUGGAGCCUCCACCCUCAGUAUGUCUGCCUCAAACACCAGCACUACAGCAGCAGGAGGAGGAAGAGGAGGACCAGGAGGGGAGGAUGUGAAACUAGACCUCUCAGAGGAGGAGGGUGAGGAAGAGAGUUCAGAGCUGUUAGGAGGACAGAAACCAACGGGUGGCUUCUGGACCUUUGAGUACUAUCAGUCCUUCUUCAAUGUGGACACGGUGCAGGUUCUGGACAGAGUGAAGGGGUCACUGAUGCCAUUACCUGGAAGAAACUUUAUCAAACACAACCUGAGGAGCAACCCAGAUCUAUAUGGUCCAUUCUGGAUCUGUGUGACCCUGGUGUUCUCAGUAGCGAUCAGUGGAAACUUGUCCAGCUUCCUCAGUGAGAGGGGGAACCCUUCGUACCACUACAGACCUCAGUUCCACAGAGUGACAAUAGCUGCACUCGUGAUCUUCAUGUAUGCCUGGUUGGUGCCCAUUGGUUUAUGGGGUUUCUUGACCUGGAGGCAAGGGGCUGAGAGGCAGAUCGGGGGCUACACAUUCCUGGAGACUGUUUGUGUCUACGGCUACUCCCUUUUCAUUUACAUCCCGACCUCCGUUCUGUGGAUCAUUCCCUUUGAGUGGUUGCGCUGGACAGUGAUCCUGGUUGCCAUGGUGAUCUCUGGCUCAGUUCUGGUCCUCACCUUCUGGCCAGUUGUGCGCGAGGACACCAAGGUGAUGGCAGUGGCUACAGUGGUGACCAUAGUGGUUUUGCACACGCUGCUGGCUGUCGGCUGUAAGAUGUACUUCUUUCAGAUAGCAGUCCAUGUACCAUCAGUGGUGCCUAUCACCCCCACGAUUACACAAUGACACUUGCCACGAAAGCGCACUGACCAAUAGGGCGCUGGCAGCGAGGAAAUGAAGGAAGUGUCUGUUGUUUUGAAUCACAUGCAGAUAUAAAACAUGAAGAGGCAUGAGGGUUGCGUGAUGUGUUCUUUAGUAACGUGAUGAAGCUCUGGGACAGGGGGUGUGGUUCUCUGUCUUAUUUAUCCUGAGUCGGGUCUACAGGGACACUGCAAUAAUACUACAUUUUUACUGUGACGUUUCAGGAUGUGGUGCAACGUUUUAGUCCAGCAUGGCUUCCAUGACGCUCUAAUUUCCCCUGAAGAUUCACCAAAAUUUUAUUUAGAAGGAUUUGUUAGAAUGACUCAUCACUAGAAGGGAAACGCAUCCAAACCAGAUACAGAUCACAAAACCAUGAAGCCAGCAAUCAUAACUUCUUAAGAGUUAUCUGUUAGACAGCUAGGCAUCCAUCAGUACGUGUUAGUAUUAUUAUUGUUUGUGACAACAGGUUCUCAUUAAAACAGCACCCAGUUUGCAAAAAUAGAAUUGAAUGAAUGAAGCGGAUGAUUACUUAUUUAUUUGUGUAGUUGUUUAAUUUACAAAAGAUUAAUAAUAAUUGGGAAAAAUGCCCUUUUAAAAUGUUCCAAACCCAAGAUGAUGAUUUUGAGUAGGUCUUAAAUAUUGUUUGCUGGACAAAAAUAGAUUUCAAAUGUCAUACUAGAAAUACACAGGUUUUUCUGGUAACAUUAAUGAUAGCUUUGUUCUAUUGAUCCUGGAGAUUUGAAUGAAUGAUAGCUCAAUGGAAUUGAGCUAUCAUUCAUUUCCAUAUUUAAACUUUAUACACAUCAUAUUAUUCAAAAUGUAACUAGAGGCAACCAAGUAAUUUUUUGUUGUAGAUAUCACACAUUUCAGACAUCAUUUUUAACAAAGACCCAUGAGCUCCAGCCAAUAGCAGUCAUUUAAAAUACUCAAUACCUUUUGAAACUACUUAGCUCAUUAGCUUCAGCUGUACUUUGUGUUCAAUGCUAAUUAGCAAAUGUUGGCAUGCUAAUUAUGAACAUAGCAAACAUUGUACCUGCCUAACAUUAACAAGUUGUCUUUUUUCCAUUAUGGUAAGUUGCUGCUCACAUUAGUUAACCAGUUAGCCACAAAGCUGUUAGCAUGGCUGCUGACUUUGACAUUAGCUCAGUUAGCCACAGAGCUGCUAGCAGGGCUGUUAACUUUUCUCUAAAUACAUGACAUGUCCGGUAAUAUAUUCUAUCUAAUAAUUAGCUAGAACAGGGUUAAGAAUGAUUUAAUGAACUAAGAGUAAUGUACCACACCUCUCCAACCUGUAAGAAACCACCAUUUACAGAAUGACUCCAAGUGAUGUAAAUGCAAUUAGGAUUAUUUGCAAAUUGAGAAAUGUGUUUGUUUGCAGAACUAUUUAUUCCCUACUGUGAUGCUGUUUAGGGAUUUGUUGUUAAUAAAAGUUGUGCUUCAUCCAGUA
Molecule: messenger RNA, 2650 nt
Organism: Eleginops maclovinus (Patagonian blennie)
Lineage: Eukaryota; Metazoa; Chordata; Actinopteri; Perciformes; Eleginopidae
Gene: yipf2
Product: Yip1 domain family, member 2
Exons: 9
Coding region: 283-1188 (301 amino acids)
Biological process (GO): vesicle-mediated transport
Cellular component (GO): Golgi apparatus; membrane
Molecular function (GO): small GTPase binding
Source: RefSeq, a predicted model, not a curated record